This is a messenger RNA of Perkinsus marinus ATCC 50983, 2525 nucleotides long. Its product is annotated as Tripeptide permease tppB, putative. The record is from RefSeq and is a predicted model, not a curated record. Gene Ontology annotation, cellular component: membrane. Gene Ontology annotation, molecular function: transmembrane transporter activity. Gene Ontology annotation, biological process: transmembrane transport; oligopeptide transport. The transcript is spliced from 2 exons. NCBI's taxonomy places the organism in Eukaryota, Perkinsozoa, Perkinsida, Perkinsidae. The coding region runs from base 1 to 1752 and encodes 583 amino acids.
AUGAAGUCAUUAUCAUCACUUGUCGCCGUCAACGUGAAGGUUACUGAUGCCGAUAAGCCUCUAACAUGGACUGAUCCUAAUGGCAAUACAUAUCAUUAUUAUGAGCAUCCUAUGAUGAAGGCUACUAUAUUCGUAUUACUACAAGAGAUGUGUGAACGACUAGCAUUCUAUGGUCUAACUCCUAAUCUACAGACCUUUCUUAAGAUUAAUUUGGGUUAUACCGAUUCUGCAGCCAAUACAUAUAUUGCCGACUUCCAGGCUAUCAUAUAUGUCACUCCAUUAAUAGCCGCUAUACUCUCUGAUACGUGGUUAGGCGUAUAUAAUACUAUCCUUAUAUUCUCUGUGGUAUAUACUAUAGGGUUAGCACUAUUCUGUGUAGCAUCAGUUCCUAGUUUAUGUCAACCAUGGAUGGUACAUCUAUCACUUAUGGUACUCAUUACAUUAGGUAGUGGUGGUAUUAAAAGUUGUGUAAAUGUUAUGGGUGCUCAACAAUUCCAUCCUGAGCUGCAUAAAGCACUCAUUACUAGGUUCUUUACAUACUUCUAUUCAAGUAUUAAUAUUGGUGCAUUAGUUGGUGGUAUUGUUACUCCUAUAUUGGUCGAGGAUGUGUCAUUCUUUGUUGCAUAUCUCGUACCAUUCUUCGCUUUCAUCGUAGCAACAGCUGUCUUCCUAUAUGGUGGUAUAAUGGGUAGAUUCGUUAAGCCUAAACCACAAGGUUCAGCUGUAUUAGAGGUAUGCAAGGUUAUUGGGUGUGCUACUUAUAAGCUAUCCUUGGAGAAAUGUAAAAAGUCUAAUGGUGGACCAUUUGAAGAUCGUUUUAUUGAGGAUGCUAAGGAGAUAUUCCGUUUAAUACCUCUAUUCACCAUUAUCAUACCCUUUACCAUUGCUUAUGAUCAAAUGACUACUGCAUGGCUUACUCAAGCUGAGAAGAUGAAUCUUGAUACAUUUGGUUGGGAUAUGCCUGCAGCAUUAAUGCAGAAUAUCGAUAGUGUUGCAAUUAUCGUUAAUUCCCUCUUGAUUGAUGGUUUGCUUUAUUCAUGGCUCAGAUCUAGAGGCAAGAUGUGGUCUGUUCUUACACGUAUGUGUGUUGGAUCCUUGAUGGGUGCUGCAUCAUUACUACUUUCUCUUGCUGCUGAAUAUGCUAUAAUGUAUAGACCAUUAUAUACGGUAUCAGUAUGGUGGCAAGUACCACAAUUCUGGGUAAUUGCAGCUGGUGAGAUAUUCCUUACAUCAACAUCAUACGAAGUUGCAUUUACAUAUUCACCAAGCCAUCUUAAAGCAGUAUCAUCGGCGAUCAACUUGCUGUUCUUCGCUAUUGCCAAUUUUAUCGCUGGUGCCAUAUUUCAAGUAUGUUCUCCCUGGAUGCCUGAUUUUACUCCAUCAGAUUAUCCCAAUUCUGUUAUGUACUAUGGUUCCCAUUACGAUUACUAUUACCUUCUUUUGGCUGGUAUAUGUGUUGUUGGAGCUAUCAUGUGUUUAGCGCUUAUGCCUUACUUCAACCGUGUUGAUCGUGAAGCUAAGAAACGCCAAGCAGAAGAAGAUGCGGAAUUAGCAGUUGCGAAGUCCAAAAGUGACGAUGAAGAAGAGAAAACAGAUGAUGUUAAGGAUGAGGAAGCUCUUGCUGCAACUGAUGAUGAGUCUGUUGACGGUGUUACUAGUCAAAGCAGUGGAACUGGUAGCAGCAGUGGUAGAGAUGGACCACCGACGAGCGGCAAUAUUGAUACAGAUCGUCGUGGCAGCAGCCGUCUUUAAUAAUAGUAGCAGAAGAUUAUCUACUACUACUACUAUUGUUAAAGGUUCAUCAGUGGUGAUGAUAAUGUAUGCCUCACUUCGAUGAAUGUAUGAUGAGUCUUUGUUGUCUAUUUUCCUCGAGUUCAACAAUCAUCCGAUACUUCAUUAUGGCAUGUAUCAUUAUCCUUGCUGCUGGUCAACAAUUUUAAUACCUCUAUUUCUGCGCUUGUUUUACUGUCAUUGUUGAUAAUAUCCCUACUGUCGAUAACAUUUCUACUACUUCUACUACUACUUUAGUGUGGCGGCUUUUCAUGUAUCCUUCUUUGUUGCCUUUCUAUGCUUCUUCUGACCCUAGCUUUACUGUUCUGUUGUUGAUGUUGAUCCAACUUCUAGUAAAACUCUUCUUAUCGUUCUGAUGAUAAUAACGAAAAUAGUGUAGAUUGAGCAGUUUUACAGCCACAUAAUUACUGGCUGAAUAUAAUCAUAAUUCUAUCGAUGAUGAGCGGUUACUAAAUCAAUACUACUCUAACAGCUGUAUUCUUCGUAGUAUUCCGUCUUUGCCGUUGAAGAAUUAUGAUAAUCCUUAUUAUUAUUGAUGAUAAUACAGUCAUUAGUCAUGAGAUUAUGCUCGAUACUAAUGCUGUUGAGUAGGAUCCGCAAGCAGAUGACUCAGUAAUAUCCUUAGGAUGCCUCCUCACUACUUGAGUGUAUCCUAUCAACAUCAUCGUCGCCAACAUCAUAAUCUUUCUGUCUUCUUGUGUAUCACAUGAUGAUCAGUAUCGAUUAUCGUUAGG